Molecule: messenger RNA, 2143 nt
Organism: Acanthopagrus latus (yellowfin seabream)
Lineage: Eukaryota; Metazoa; Chordata; Actinopteri; Spariformes; Sparidae
Product: general transcription factor II-I repeat domain-containing protein 2B-like
Source: RefSeq, a predicted model, not a curated record
AUGUUCAGGAAAAGAAAAGUUGAUACAGAUGGAAGAAUGUUUCAAGAAAGAUGGGAAGGCGAAUACUUGUUUGUGCUUCAAGGAGAAAGACCGGUAUGUCUUUUGUGUUACGAGGCGUUGGCGGUUGUCAAAGAGUACAAUCUGCAGCGGCAUUUUGACACCAAACACGGAGCUAAGUACGCCAAAGCUAGCCUUCAAGAAAAGCAACAAAUUGCCCAAGAAUUAAAAGGCAAACUGCGGUCACAGCAGAGUUUGUUCUCGAAAUACACCGCCAAAAAUAAUGCGGCAGUGAAAGCUAGCAUUAUUGUGGCGUUUUUGAAGCAGUGCAUGCUGAAGGUCUGUGAGCAGGUGUGUCCCGACCAGUUACAGACUUUUAAAAAUGUCAGUUUAUCAAGAAAUACCAUCGCGGACCGAGUUAAGGAACUAGCAGAUAAUCUUGCAAUACAGCUGGCCGAUGAGACACGCAGCUACACAGCUUUUUCAUUAGCUGUUGAUGAAAGCACAGAUAACACGGAUACAGCACAGUUAUCAAUUUUUAUUAGAGGCGUGAAGUCAGAUCUUUCUAUCACUGAGGACCUAUUGGAUGUGGCUGCAAUGCAUGGGACCACGACGGGACAGGACAUUUUUGAUGCGGUGGAGAAGUAUCUAACUAAAAAUGCAUUGCCCUGGAAAAACUUGGUGGGAUUAACUACAGACGAUGCACCGGCAAUGUGUGGAGGAAAAGUGGGCUUGGUUGGAUUAAUGGAGGGGAAAAUGCAAAACUGUCACACGCCUCUGAUAAUGUAUCAUUGCAUUAUCCAUCAAGAAGCUUUGUGUUUGAAGGUGCUGGGGAUGGAUGACAUUGUGACCACAGUCAUGAAAACAGUGAACUUCAUUCGGGCGCGUGGCCUGAAUCACUGUCAGUUCCAGCUGUUUUUGCUGGAGAUGAGCUCAGAGCACGGGGACGUGCCGUACCAUACAGAAGUGCGGUGGCUGAGUAGGAGCAAAGUCCUUAGGCGAUUUUUUGAGCUCAGGAAAGACAUUGCUCUUUUUAUGCAGAGUAAAGGAAAACCCUUGUCUGAACUGUCAGAUCCAAAGUGGCUGUGGGACUUUGCUGUGUUGUGUGACAUAACCGAGCAUCUCGCCCAACUGAAUCAGAAGCUGCAGGGACACAAACAAGUCAUCACGCAGAUGUCUGAUAUGAUCACGGCUUUCCACCGUAAACUGGACCUAUGGAUGUGCCAGGUGAAACAGGACAAUCUUGUCCACUUUCCUGUUUGUCAGAGCAUGUCAGCCUCAUUUCCGUUAACUUUUUCAUGUGCUCAGUUGGCUACCAAACUGAGCCGGUUAAAGACUGAGUUUGAUCGGCGCUUCUCUGACUUCAGAGCACAGCAGUCUGGCUUUGGCAUCUUUGCUAAUCCUUUCACCAUCGACGUCUGCGCUGCACCCCAACAUUAACUUCAGAUGGAGUUAAUUGAGCUUCAAAGCGACAGUGGUCAGAGAGCAAAGUUCCAGGAUGCUGCAAUCCAGGACUUUUACCGUCUGCUGCCCCCUGGUUUGAUGCCACAGCUUCGACUUCAUGCUGCCUGUGUUCUGUCCAUGUUUGGGAGCACCUAUCUGUGCGAACAGAUGUUUUCCAUAAUGAAUCUGAACAAAAACCAGCACAGAUCACGUCUCACUGAUGACAACCUCCAUGCUGUUCUACGGAUUGCCUCUGCACAGGACUUAAAACCAGACAUUGACACACUGGCAGCGGGAAAACGGUGUCAGACAUCUGGUCAGAAAACACACAGAACAUGAUCAAUGGAUGGUAGAGAGGGGAUCCACUUGGUGUGUUCAAGAACAGGCAGCAUCUCCUCAUCAAAAACUAACCUAAAAACUUGACCAAUAUAGUUGUGAACUGAAUCAACCUUUAUUUUGUAAUAAUUUUUAGUUGAUUACAUAUUAUUUAUGUGUAGGUGCUGUUGCAAUUAUUUAGUGUUUACAGGUUUUAUGUGUGUAUGCAGACAAAUUAUUGUAAUCAAACCAUCAAUUGGAUGCAAGGCUGUAUGCAGCCUUUUUUUUUUUGUAAAAUGCUACAUCUGUUAUACAUGUUAUACAUGCAGUUAACAAUUGUUGAUUUUACAGUAAUUAAGCCCAUUUUAACUUUGACAGAAACGUUUUG